Molecule: messenger RNA, 1247 nt
Organism: Diatraea saccharalis (sugarcane borer)
Lineage: Eukaryota; Metazoa; Arthropoda; Insecta; Lepidoptera; Crambidae
Source: the annotation of a GenBank genome assembly
UACAAAGAAGUCUUUUAUAUACUUUUAACAAACUCCAUAAUAUGAAGGUGAAUAAUACAUUCAUUUUAUAAACUUAUUCAAUGAUAUUGAAAAUAACCUCAUAAUUAGGUGUUUGUAAUCGGGACUUAUUUCUACAUUUUAUUUCAGAUCGGUACUCACGACGGAGUAUUUCAUUGCGACGAAGUACUAGCAUGUUUUAUGCUAAAGCAAUUGCCAGAGUUUAAAGACGCCGAAAUUGUGCGUACCCGAGACAACAGAAAGCUUGACGAGUGUGACAUAGUGGUGGACGUUGGUAGUGUAUUUGACCAUGACAAAAAAAGAUAUGAUCACCAUCAAAGGGAGUUUACUGAUACAUUAUAUUCGUUGAGACCGGAGUUAGGCGAUAAAUAUAAAAUAAAGCUGAGCUCUGCUGGAUUGAUAUACACUUAUUAUGGUGAAAAGGUAUUACAGCAACUUGCCCCAAAAGAAGUUCCACUGUCAGCUGAAGAUCUAAGAACAAUUUAUAAAAAGGUUUAUGAAAACUUUAUAGAAGAAAUUGAUGCAAUUGACAAUGGUGUACCAAUGACAGAUGAAGAACCUAGAUAUAAGAUACGAACACAUCUUAGUGUAAGAGUUGGCCGACUGAAUCCAGAAUGGAAUACAAACCAGAUUAUUAAUAUAGAUGAAGUAUUUGAGAAAGCAAUGAAAUUAGUAAGUGAAGAGUUUCUGUACCUAGUGAAUUAUUUUAUAUCAGUCUGGCUUCCUGCACGUGAUUAUGUCAAAUCAUCUUUGGAAAAUAGAUUUCAAGUCCAUAAGUCAGGAAAUAUUUUAGUGUUCAAUGAGAGAUUUCCUUGGAAAGAACAUCUGUUUGAUUUAGAAACUGAAAUGGGUAUUGUUAAUGAGACUAAGUAUGUUUUGUUUCAAGACAAACCUAAAUCCUGGAGAGUACAGUGUGUUCCAGUGAACCCAACAAGUUUCAUAACUAGAAAACCAUUACAUCCAAAGUGGUGGGGUGUAAGAGAUGAUGAGUUAAGUGAAGUGUCAGGUAUAGACGGUUGUAUUUUCUGUCAUAGCACUGGAUUUAUUGGAGGAAACAAUACCAAAGAAGGUGCCUUAAAAAUGGCUGUAGUUAGCUUAGAAGCUAAAGAUCAAAAUAAAUAAAAAACUUAUUACCUAUUAAAGUUUUAAAUCAAUGACUCAUGUAUAAUUUAUAUUUAAAAUAUUCCUAUUGUCAAAGUCAGAGACUGCUAAUCUAGAGUUCAUGCAUA